AUCCCCCCGCCACUCUAUAAACAGGUUGGGGGGAAGUAUCCACAGCAGUUAGCAGUUUGGAGCAGUCACUCUGUCCGUGGCUUUUUUGAGUUGUUUUUUUAACGUUUCGUUUUUCUUUGUAGGUUUUAAUCUUUGUUAACUUUUUGUUUAGUAGAAAAUUCAAAGUAUCAUUUUAAUUGAGACUUUUUAAAUUUCACAGAGUCUCCAGUAACAUUUUGGAGAACCUCCAAUCUGCAGAUUAAGCUGUGAUCUGUCUUCUGUACUUUGUCCCCCUUGAUUCACACAUAACCCGCAAUCAUGUGGGAAUUCCGCUCCUUCUCCUUCUGGAGAGCAGUGUUUGCAGAAUUCUUUGCCACCAUGUUCUACGUUUUUUUUGGUUUAGGUGCGUCUCUCAAGUGGGCAGCUGGUCCAACUAAUGUCCUGCACAUCGCGUUAGCCUUUGGUCUUGCUUUGGCCACUAUGGUCCAGUCUGUUGGCCACAUCAGUGGUGCCCACAUUAACCCAGCUGUCACCUUUGCUUUCCUCAUCGGCUCACAGAUGUCUCUGUUCCGUGCCAUUUUUUACAUCGCAGCACAACUGCUGGGCGCAGUGGCCGGAGCUGCAGUACUGUAUGGCGUCACCCCUGCAGCAAUUCGAGGCAACAUGGCUCUCAACACGCUCCAUCCUGGUGUGAGUAUCGGCCAAGCAACUACAGUGGAGAUCUUCCUGACCUUGCAGUUUGUACUUUGUAUCUUUGCCACUUAUGAUGAGAGGAGGAAUGGACGCCUGGGUUCUGUGGCUCUGGCAAUUGGAUUCUCCCUCACUCUUGGUCACCUCUUUGGGAUGUAUUACACUGGAGCCAGCAUGAACCCUGCUCGAUCAUUUGCUCCAGCAGUACUCACAAGGAAUUUCACCAACCAUUGGGUCUACUGGGUUGGUCCAAUCAUCGGUGGAGCGCUUGGGGGUCUGGUGUAUGACUUUAUUCUUUUUCCCAGGAUGAGAGGCCUGUCUGAGAGACUUUCAAUCCUGAAAGGGGCCCGGCCCGCAGAGCCUGAGGGACAGCAAGAAGCAACAGGAGAACCUAUAGAGUUGAAAACACAAUCUCUAUAAACACCUAGUAGCAAACACACACACACAAUUUUGGCCUAGUUAGCGUUAUAUCCGUCAUGGGAAGUGUGUUGGGGAGGGGUUGGUUGGGUUAUACUUUGAAAGACGUUCCUUUUCUUACCAUGCUGUUGGUAUUGUGUUAAAGUAGAGGCAGAAGGAACAGUAAAUGUGCUUGACCUUUCAUCGGAGUGGAGGUGGAGGCAAAAGGAUGCAAGAAGGUUUGACUGGGCCACACACCCUAUGGGCCAAAUAUACAUAUAUAUAUAUAUUUCACGGGAAGAUCUUUACUGAUUCUAGCAAUAAAGGGAUUCAUCUUCCCUGACAGGAAAAUGUAACCUUUAUAUGGGCACAAGAAUACAAUGCAGUUGCUAAGUGCAUUUUUCUUUUGCCAGCAAAUAUCAUCAAAUUAAUUGAAAAAGAAAGCCACAGUAUGUUGCCUAUCAAACUUUCAGCCCACCCUCCUAUCUGCUCCUCUGAUGCUGCUGUACAUCUCAAACACAAUAUUUUCUUUUUACUGCGUUUCAUUUUUUGCUGGUUUAAGAAAAUGUUUUCCUUUUUUUGUGUUUUUUUUAAGAAGGGUGGAAGAAAUAAAUGGGCCAAAAACCCUG
Messenger RNA from Pelobates fuscus (common spadefoot toad), 1694 nucleotides. RefSeq names its product major intrinsic protein of lens fiber (gene MIP). NCBI's taxonomy places the organism in Eukaryota, Metazoa, Chordata, Amphibia, Anura, Pelobatidae. The transcript is spliced from 4 exons. The coding region runs from base 298 to 1089 and encodes 263 amino acids. Gene Ontology annotation, molecular function: water channel activity. Gene Ontology annotation, cellular component: apical plasma membrane; plasma membrane. Gene Ontology annotation, biological process: transmembrane transport; water transport. The record is from RefSeq and is a predicted model, not a curated record.